Molecule: messenger RNA, 3731 nt
Organism: Lates calcarifer (barramundi perch)
Lineage: Eukaryota; Metazoa; Chordata; Actinopteri; Centropomidae
Gene: tulp3
Product: TUB like protein 3
Exons: 10
Coding region: 1379-2773 (464 amino acids)
Biological process (GO): protein localization to cilium
Cellular component (GO): cilium
Source: RefSeq, a predicted model, not a curated record
UUUUAUUCUUCUGUUGUUUGUUUCUCUUCGUCAUUUUCUCAUUUUCAAGACUUUGGUGUCUCUGCUCUUUUGUCACUGCACUUUCAAAGACCAACCGGUGUAGUUCACAGCCGUUCUACAGCUUUAGUCUGGUUAAGCCCUGUAACUCACACAAAAAUUAUGUUUUAGGUUCAUUGCUAACCUCUGUUGUAUUUAAGCACCUGCUAAGAUUUUGCAUAAUACUUGUAAAUGAAAGGGCUGAGAUAGCCUUGUUGUUUCUCUGUUGUCACCAUGGGGCGCCUGCUGUUGGCAAGAGCAGCUUCAACAUCAUGCAGCGGUGUGCAAUUUAGUGAUUAAUGUUGAAACAGGAAAUCUCCUGUUUUUCACCUGCUCAGUCACUUGGAAUUUUAAUGCUCACUUACUCCCGAGGCUUGUUUCCUUUUGUCACCCAUUACCUGACAUAGCCCUUCCUCUGUCACACAUUUGUACCUUUUUCAUCCUUUCCUCCCGAGGCUCUGUGAGACACUUUAUCCCAAAAACCUUGCUGUAGAGCUGCGGUGUCGAGCUUUGAUUAAAGCUGGAAGCCGUGCACCACUAUCUCACACAUUAGGCAGAAAGACACAGGAGGGCCAGAUUGGUGAGUUCAAAGAGAGAGAGGAGGAUUUAGUGUGGGGCGCCUGGCUUUGUGUGUGUGUAAGUGUGUGUGUGUGUGUCCCGUUGUCCCACUGUGGCUCAGUUGUGCCGCACACUUUCAGCUGAGUCCAAACAGCCUCACUGAGAGUCUCCCUGCCUUACAUAACUCAUGAGGACAAACUCACAUGCACUUAUGCCCAGAGGGGGAUCAGAUGCAGGUUAUGGAAAAUAUGAAAAAUGUAUUUUAUUGAACAGUAAAACCUAUAUCCACAUUUUCACCGUGUUUCUACUCAAUUUAUCAUUUCUCCCUUUAUUUCAAAUAGUCACAUGAAAACCAUUCAGACAGUAAUUCCAGGAGCAGUGUGACUGUGACCGUAUCUCACUUGGAGCGUACCUCACAAGCCCCCCCCCCACCUCUAUCUCUCUCUCCUGCUGGAGCGCUAAUGACUACUGAUUCAGUUAGCAACGGUGACCGCGUACACACACACACACACAAACACACGUACACACACUCUGGCGCGCAGUGUUUGGCGGAGCGACAGACCCUUUUCUGCCAGAGGACCACAUAGUGCAGAGGAGGCUGUCGGUUUAUUGAUCUUCAAACUCAGCUCCAGAGGAGGAAUGAGGGACAGGGAGACGGAGUCAAGCCCAGGAGGAAUGCUACUGUUUGGAGGGGAACAUAGCUUCAUCUGACCUCAAGACUAAUGGGACCUGUAGUGUUAGCUCUGUAGUGAAACUUGUGAACUUGGGCCAACGCUUGUUCAGGAUGUCAAUGGAACGGAGGGCGUUGCUGGAACAGAAGCAGCGGAGGAGGCGUCAAGAACCUCUGAUGGUCCAACCCAACACAGAGGCCCGGCCCCGUCGCUCCAGGACACGACGCGGUGAGGAGCAGGCCCCGCUGGUGGAGUCUCAACUCAGCAUCAUCAAUGAUGUCAUCAUGGAUGGUAUUGACGGCCCAGCCGCCUUCAUGGGCUCAGAAGCCCCUGAUCUAGGGAUGAAAAUCCAAAUCCUGUCGGUGAGCCAGUCCCAGCCCCAGCCCCAGUCCCAGUCCCAGUCCCAGCCCCAGCUCCAGUCCCAGUCUCAGUUUCAGCUUCAGUCUCAGCCACAGUCCCCUCCUGCUGAGGAGCCUGAGAGAGAUGGAGACACUGAGUCGUUGCUAGAGCCCAAAACAGAUAUCCAUGAGCUACUGCAGAAACAAGGUCUGUCUGGCAGUAUGAACUUCGAUGAAGCCAGCGAGCACGAGGACGAUGCAGAGGAAGAGCGGACUCGUUCUUUGUCCCCUCACACAGACACCACCAGGCCUGCCUCUGCUGCCAGUGGCAAGGAUGCUUCAGAGGUCGUAACCCCAGGAUCACCCACAGCAGAGAGCUCACUAAUUGAUGUCGCCAAUCUGGAGGAGUUUGUCCUGCGUCCAGCUCCACGUGGCGUCACCGUUAAAUGUCGAAUCACUCGGGACAAGAAGGGUAUGGACCGCGGCCUCUACCCCACCUACUUCAUGCACAUGGAGAGGGAGGAUGGCAAGAGGGUAUUUCUGCUGGCAGGAAGGAAGAGGAAGAAGAGCAAGACGUCCAACUACCUUAUCUCAGUAGAUGCCACUGAUCUGUCACGAGAGGGAGAGAGCUUCAUCGGUAAACUGAGGUCCAACCUCAUGGGCACCAAAUUCACGGUGUACGACAACGGCACCAACCCCUGCAAAAACCCCGGGGCUCUGCUGGAGGAGAGCAACACACGACAGGAACUGGCUGCCAUCUGCUAUGAAACCAACGUGCUGGGAUUCAAAGGACCACGUAAAAUGACUGUAAUCAUCCCCGGCAUGAACAUGAAUUUUGAAAGAGUCCCUGUAAGACCUCAAAAUGAGCAGGAGAGCCUCCUCAGCAGGUGGCAGAAUCACUCACUGGACAACCUGAUAGAGCUGCACAACAAGGCCCCUGUGUGGAAUGAUGACACCCAGUCUUAUGUGCUCAACUUCCACGGCCGGGUCACUCAAGCUUCAGUCAAAAACUUUCAAAUAGUUCACGACAACGACCCGGACUACAUUGUCAUGCAGUUCGGCAGAGUGGCUGAAGACAUCUUCACUCUGGACUACAACUAUCCCAUGUGCGCUCUUCAAGCCUUUGCCAUCGGCUUGUCGAGCUUUGACAGCAAGUUGGCCUGUGAAUGAGCCGCCGGUUUUACUUCCACGCCCACACCUUCUUCCUGCCUAUCCUCAAAUCUCUUCUCACGAGAUUAUGACAGCAACACUGCUUACAGCAUCAGAAAUCUGUCCACACUGAUGAAAAUAAACACCUAUGAGACUGAGAUAAGGACGUGCGUCAGAGGUGCUCUGUUGGCAGAUCCAACAACUCUCUUGGUUCCUUUCUUUUUUAAAUGCAAUUUUACCAUCACUUCAAUAUGAGUUCUAAUAUAUAUAUAUGUAUGUACGCAUGUAUACAAACUAAAAGGGAAAAAACAAAUCAAAACACAUGGAUCUCAUCUGUGACAGAGAGGUGCUCUUCUUAGACACCCAGUGCAGAAAGAUCUGAUGUUAAAUGUACGGCCCUGUAUAAAGAUAUGUGAUCUGUGUAUUAAUCUUGUAUUUUCUGUUGCUUCGGUUGCCUUUAAAUGUCAUUUCAGUCAGUGUUUUUGGCCACUAAUGGGGCAUAUCUGUAAGAAUUCUAAUGUCCGCUGAGAUAUCACUACAAAGCAUAAACCAUUUUGAAUUUCACAACAAUAAGGCCUUUCCUCUGGCGCCACCCGCUGGCCAAACGUUAGAUUAUUGUUUUUUUGUCCUGUCGUGUAAUGAGCCUUGCAGUCUCGCCACUAGUGCGGCUACAGAACUUUUAAUCUUGUUUACAUCUUCGCAUGUGACUGUAUGAUUUAAUCUGCCAUCUACUAAUUUUGACAUCUUUCUUUAUUAUCAUGUUGUCCUCCAUCUUUUUUAUUCUCAUGUGGAAGGUGCAUUAUACAGAACUGAGCUGUCUUAUGGUUUUUGUGUUUUUUUGUGAUUAAGUGUAAUUUUUAUCUUGUGGCUGUGAUUUUUCUUUGUCUUAAAGAUAAGUUGGAUUACCAUGAAAAAGAAAACAAAUGCAGGAAUUGCACAUUUUAAGAGAAAAGAAAUACAUAUUGUAUAUAAAAGACAA